Molecule: messenger RNA, 339 nt
Organism: Prunus armeniaca (apricot)
Lineage: Eukaryota; Viridiplantae; Streptophyta; Magnoliopsida; Rosales; Rosaceae
Source: the annotation of a GenBank genome assembly
AUGUGCCUCAUCUUCCCUUCCACCCUCAGUGGCGCGGCCCUGAAUUGGUUCCACAGGUUGAACUCCCUCACCAUCAACUCAUUUGACAGUCUGAAGCAGACCUUCUUAGACCACUUCAUGAUCCAAACUGAUCGCCUAUACUCCGCAGACGACUUGUACAUGCUUCGGCAGGUCGAGGACGAACCCCUUCGGGAGUAUGCAGCCCGGUUCAGCCAUGAGUACUCCCGUUGUCCAGAGACUAACGAUCAUGCUCCUUUCGGUGCCUUCAAGAGUGGCCUCCGCGAGUCCAACAUCCGCUACCUGGCCCACAGCAACCCUGGAACACAUAUGCGGAGCUAA